AUGGAGAUCUCGAAGGAACAAAAUAAACCAGAGGAUUGGCAUUUAGUUGGUCCCGUGUCUGCUUUCCGAGACAUUGGCCAGGAUGAAAAAGGCUGCCGGGUUUUGUCUGGAUGCAAGACGCUCAGUAUUCCCAAGACAGAUGAUCCCGAGAAAUCGCGAGGAAAUCGCUUUUCAGAUCUCAGUGACCAAGUACUUGUGUUCAAGUAUAAGGGAUUUCUACACGCAAUCGAUAAUCAAUGUCCCCAUUCUGCAUUUCCGUUAAAACAAGGCAACGUUUUCGAUAUUGAAGACCUCGGUGCUGGAAUUAGAUGCUUUAGACAUGGCUGGAGGUUUGACCUCUUCACUGGAAAGGGAGACCGAGGUAGCCACAAACUUAGUUUAUGGGACAUUGAGUUGCGGGACCCCCCAUCGCUUGAAACCGAUGAGAUCCCUGGCAGUACAGACAAGGAGGUGUGGGUCCGAAGACCACCACAGACCUGA
Molecule: messenger RNA, 480 nt
Organism: Penicillium cosmopolitanum
Lineage: Eukaryota; Fungi; Ascomycota; Eurotiomycetes; Eurotiales; Aspergillaceae
Product: Rieske (2Fe-2S) protein
Exons: 2
Coding region: 1-480 (159 amino acids)
Molecular function (GO): 2 iron, 2 sulfur cluster binding
Source: RefSeq, a predicted model, not a curated record